AUGGGCACUAGGAACACUGCUUCAUGCUCCUGGAGCGUGCAGAGACACAACCAACUCCACGCCCAGGAAGCUGCAUGGCUCCGCCAGCAAGUCGAGCAGAUGGAACGGCAAGGCGGCAAUCAUGCGAGACGACUCCUUGUUGCGACACACCAUGCGCCCUGCACCGAGGGCACGUCUCGGCCAGAGCACUCCAGAAAUCCCUGGACGUCUGCGUUUGUGACUGACGUGUUGGAUCACGGAGAUUGGACAGGUGUUAAGACGUGGGUGUUGGGCCACACGCAUUGUUCGGUGGAUUUCGUAAAGAACGACAUCAGGCUUGUCGCCAAUCAGCGGGGUUACGUGCUACCAAGCAGCAUGGUGGUCCAGGGGAACCGGGGCAGCUCGGCCAAGACGGCGACUAAUGAAUUUGAUGAUUCAUUCACAAUCAAGAUGUAG
Messenger RNA from Colletotrichum destructivum, 435 nucleotides. RefSeq names its product Putative metallo-dependent phosphatase. Bases 1 to 435 code for a protein of 144 amino acids. The transcript has a single exon. Lineage: Eukaryota; Fungi; Ascomycota; Sordariomycetes; Glomerellales; Glomerellaceae. The record is from RefSeq and is a predicted model, not a curated record.